UUUCUUUCUCUCUCUCGCGCUCUCUUUUCUCUCAUUCGCUUUCUUUCUCUCUUCUCGCUCUGAUUUGUUUUGUUUUUUUUUUCCAAGUUGUAUUCCGUGGCGUACGUACAUUUGGAGUAUAGUCUACACGGAAUCGGUCUUCGUUUCUUGGUUUCAAUCCUUGUGGUCUUUCAUCUGGUGUUCUUUCUUUCUGUUCUUGUGUCCAAUGCCAGAGUCUGGAGUUGAGUUUGGAUGAGAUUUUGAUGCGGAGCUUGCUUUUGAAGUAAGAUUUAAGUUGGAUCUUUCUCUGGAGCAUGGUUGAUGCUUUUGGAUCAGCAAUGGCGUCGCUUUGAGGUUUGGUUUCAUGAAGUUCAGUGUGUAAGAGUUAGAUUGCAACUGCUCUGAAUGAAGAUGAAGUUAAAGAGGUGGUCUGGAGGUGCUGUAAUAUUUUCCUUAUUCAUACUGUUAGUUCUCAGGUAUGGGAUAAUAGAGAAUCCUUUAGCGGAAAGGUCGUUUAGGGGUUCAUUCUCUCGCAAUACUUCUGACCAUUUACAAUGGGUUGCUGUUGCCGAUCCACCAUCAGUUCAAAAUCCAGAGAAUGGGUCUCAAGUAAUUUCAGCCGAUAACUUAGUCUCCAAUCUUUUUAGUUUUAGAAAUUUCUCCCAAGGAGAGCUACUGGCUUUACAAACUUGGAACCAUUUUGAGCACCUGAUUACCCAUGCUCAAGGGUUACCUCAUGCAAUUGAGGCUAUCAAGGAAGCCGGAGCUGCAUGGAAAAAACUUAUGGUCUCGGUUGAAGAUGAAAGCCUUAGCGCUUCAGGGAAUGGAAGCGCCCAUCAAAAGGCAAAGGAGAAGCAGUGUCCUUAUUCCAUUAAAAGGAUGAAUGUAUCUGAAUUUGAUAAUGGAAGUUUUAAGUUUAACAUUCCUUGUGGACUGGUUCAAGGUUCUUCAGUUACUUUUAUUGGUACUCCUGACGGCCUUCUUGGAAAUUUUCGGAUAGAUUUAACAGGAACAACAGUUCCAGGUGAACCAGAUCCUCCAGUUGUCCUGCACUACAAUGUCCGACUUCAUGGAGAUAAAAUCACGGAGGAUCCAGUGAUUGUACAAAACACAUGGACUGCAGGAAAUGACUGGGGUCCAGAGGAGCGUUGUCCUUCUCCAGACCCUAAGGGGAUUAAGAAAGUGGAUGAUUUGGAGCAAUGUAGCGCAAUGGUGGGCAAAGAUGAUAAAAGAGUCCUCGCAUCUACGAGACAUUUAAAUGCUUCAAAACGAUCUUCUAACAAAGAGGGGGCUAAACCUAAACAAUAUUUUCCUUUUAAGCAAGGAUAUCUUGCGAUUGCCACCCUUCGUGUCGGGGUUGAAGGGAUACAGAUGACUGUUGAUGGGAAGCACAUAACUUCUUUUGCUUACCGAGAGAGCUUGGAGCCAUGGCUUGUUAGUGAAGUAAGAAUUUCAGGAGACAUCAAUUUAAUAUCUGUCCUUGCAAGUGGUUUACCCACAUCAGAGGAUUUAGAACAUGUGAUUGAUUUGGAGUUGCUGAAGUCCCCUCCUCUGCCCAUGCAUAAAGCUGUGGAUCUUUUCAUUGGAGUCUUUUCUACAGCAAACAAUUUCAAGAGAAGAAUGGCAGUCCGGAGAACGUGGAUGCAAUAUGAUGCUGUGCGGUCUGGAGCCGUUGCAGUUCGUUUUUUUGUUGGCCUGCAUAAAAACGAAAUGGUGAAUGAGGAACUCUGGAAUGAGGCACGCACCUACGGAGAUAUUCAGUUGAUGCCCUUUGUUGAUUAUUAUAGUCUAAUUACCUGGAAGACUGUAGCCAUUUGCAUUUACGGGACAAAUUCUGUAUCAGCCAAGUAUGUAAUGAAAACGGACGAUGAUUCUUUUGUUCGUGUAGAUGAGGUGCUUGCCUCUUUAGACACAGCAAAUGUGACAAAGGGGUUACUGUAUGGGCGGAUCAAUUCUGAUGCUCAACCUCAUAGAAACCCCGAAAGCAAAUGGUUUAUUAGCCCCGAGGAAUGGCCUGAAGAAAAAUAUCCUCCUUGGGCUCAUGGUCCAGGAUAUGUAGUAUCAAAGGACAUUGCAGAGGCAAUCUAUGAACUGCAUAAAGAGGGCCAUUUGAAGAUGUUCAAGCUGGAGGAUGUGGCCAUGGGAAUAUGGAUAGCGGAAUUGAAGAAAAAGGGAUUAGCCAUUAACUAUGUGAAGGAGGAGAGGGUUUAUAUCGAAGGCUGUGAAUCUGGGUAUGUGGUUGCCCACUAUCAGGAGCCAAGAGAGUUACUUUGUCUGUGGGAUAAGCUUCAAGACACCAAGCGGGCGUUGUGUUGCGGAGAGCCUUGAGACUCAUUACACUGGAACAAACACAUAAGAAGAAAAUUCAAAGCUAGUUAUUGAACUGGUUUUGGCUUUUCCCGGCAGCUGGCACCCCCGCGAGAGAUUUUUCUUGUCUAACUAUAGUUUUCCCUGAAAAGAAUACGAAAAACCACUUAGGUUCUACUGAUCACUGGAGAUAUGGCAUUAACAUGAAUUCAUUGUUCUUUGACCGGUUGUAUAGGCAGCAUUAGAUUGUGGUUUUAUGGUAGGAGACAUGUAGUCUUCACCAUACAUGAUAUAGAUAGAACUGCAAAUUAGGCUUGAGUUUAGUGACUGAGAUUACAGUAGUUUAUUGAAUGUAAACAUCUCUUUAUAGAAAAAUGGCACAUUCAUUUACCACUUCUUUCUUAUGUGAAUAUUAAUUUUUGUUUCAAUU
This is a messenger RNA of Dioscorea cayenensis subsp. rotundata (Guinea yam), 2716 nucleotides long. Its product is annotated as beta-1,3-galactosyltransferase GALT1. The record is from RefSeq and is a predicted model, not a curated record. Gene Ontology annotation, molecular function: carbohydrate binding; galactosyltransferase activity. Gene Ontology annotation, cellular component: Golgi membrane. Bases 385 to 2307 code for a protein of 640 amino acids. Lineage: Eukaryota; Viridiplantae; Streptophyta; Magnoliopsida; Dioscoreales; Dioscoreaceae. The transcript is spliced from 8 exons.